AUGUCUGAAGAAUAAUCACAAUCAAAAAAGAGUUUACCUUAAACUGAUUUUGAAUUUUAAUAGUCUAAAGAUAAUGAAACACUAAUAAAAAAUGCCCCAUUAUAAAUUGAUGAACAUUCAUUAUAUUAGAAACCAUUAGACCUAUAUAUGGUUUGCACAGGUUAAGAUGAUUUAAAUGGUUAGUUAGAACCAUUAAAUGUGUAUACAUAAACUAUUUAACCAAAGAUUCAUCAAAUAUUUAACGGAUAGGCUUAUUACACUUAUUUUGAUGAAGCAUCUUAUAGAAACUUAGGAUCACUAAGAAAUAUAAAUGAAAAAGAUGGGCUGAUAGGUUAUUAUAGCAGUAAAAAGCAAGGAAAUAUUCUUCAAAUGCUUGUCUGUGUCACUAUGUAUAGUGAAGAGAGAAACUUUCUUGAAUAGACUCUUCUUCAUAUACAAAAUAAUCUCAAAGGAUUUUAAGAACUUGGAGUUUAAGAUUUUUAGGUAGUUGUUGCCGUUAUCUAUGAUGGAAUCAUGAAAGUAAAAGAAGAAGUUGUUGAUUUUUAUCUUGAAAUUGAUUCAGAAAAUGGUUACAAUCUUGAUAAAAAUUUAAAAAGGAGAAGAGAAGUUAUUUAGAGCUAAAUGGACUAUCUAACAUUUACUAAUUAAUCUCAUCUCUUAGAUACAAAUGAAGGUCUUCCCCCAACUAUACCUAAAUAAAUAUCUUUAUUGUAUUAAAACAAAUUUCAAUUAUAUCUUUAAGAUGAAAAUAACCGCGAUUCUAAAGUAUAAAUAAUUUGCCCUCAAAAUCCUCUAUUUGACACUUAUCAUCCUACCUUAACAGUAUUUUCUCUCUUUAAACAUAAAAAUGCAAAAAAGUUAUCUUCUCAUUUAUGGUUCUUUGAAGGUUUGUGUCGUUAAACAAGGCCUAAGUAUGUUUGCUUUGUGGAUGCUGGAACAUUACCUUCUUAAUAUGGUAUAGUCAAAUUUUACUAAGCAAUGGAGGGAAAUUAAACAAUAGGAGGAGUAUGUGGCUUCUUGGGAUUAGAAGAACCACCUGAAGGAGGAGGAGGAUAAAGUAAAUCUGAUAAUGAAAAAUUAGUAAAAUUAAAAAAGAAUUUGAAAUAAUUAAAAGAGCUAGCAUAAGUCCAAGAAUAUGCGAUUGGCCAUAUCAUAGAUAAAAACUUUGAUUCUUUUUUAGGAUUUAUGCAUGUGCUACCAGGAGCUUGGUCUGCUUACAGGUAUGAUGCUCUGGAAGUAAGAAAGGGUGAAAAAUCUAAUUUUAUGCAAGAUAGCUACUUUAAAUCUGUUUUGAAUCCUGAGCUAUUAACAGAUGACAUCAAAGAAGCAAAUAAAUUUUUAGCAGAAGAUAGAAUACUUUGUCUAGGUAUUAUUUCAGCUAAAGGUUCUAAUUACAUAUUAAAAUAUGUCCCUGAAGCACUUGCUGUAACAGACUCACCUGAAACAUUAGAAGAAUUCAUACACUAACACAGAAGAUGGACAAACAGCAUGAUUUUUGCACUCAACCAUGUUUUAUAAAAUUAUAAAGCCAGUAUUUAAGGCAGUAAGCAUUCAAAGUUUUAUAGUAAAAUUUGCUUACCUGUUAAUAUGCUUUUUGCUUAUCUUGGAUUAGUCAAUUAUAUUAUAUUGCCAUCGUUUUUUUUAUUUAUGGUAAUAUUAUCAGGAUAUUAAUUUUACAUUCCAUCCAACAUACAUGGAAUUGCUUUAAUUAAUGAAAAUCUUGCACAAAAUAAAUGCUAAAUAGAUUAUCAACUUAAAGAAUUUGAUUUACAAUGUAAUUCUGAAAUAAAAUCAAAUUGCUAUUUAGAUUGUUUAACUGGGGAGCUUAACAUUUAUCAAAAGUAAUUUAACACUUUACAUAUAAUACCAUUAAAAAUUAUUAUCUAAAAUUAGGUUUUUUAAUAUGUUGAUGAAAACUCUUCCUUUUGUUGUAUAUGCUUGUCAUUUAAAAUGAAAAAAUAAAAUAUUUCUGAGUAUUUGAAACUAUUUAAUUAUGUUUUAACAUUAGAAGAUAAGUAGAAUAUAUCAUCUUACUAGUAACAGCUCAAAGAAAGAAAAAAAACUCCCAAAUAAAUAGAAGCUUGUUCAAAUAAUUUAAUUUUUAAACUUGGAGAAAAAAGAUUGAAAGAUCUUAAAAUUAUAUUUGAUUAAAACUAAUCACAUAAGCUUCCAAAAGAUCUUUAGAAUAUAAAAUCAGAAUAUGAUAGAAUAUACACACAAAAGCAUAAUAAUAAAGUUUACAAAAUAUUUGCUUCUCUUUUUUCCAUAGAGGCUUCUAUUUUUAUGAUCAUACUCAGUGCUGCUUUAUAUAUCAACUUAUUUACUCCAGAUAUAUACUCUGAUCUUGGAUUUUAAAUGCUACCAAAAUAGAUGAGAGGCUAUAUAAUCAUAAUUUUAAUAUUUAAAGGGGGUCUUAUUUUACUUAUUCUAUUUCUCCAUACUAUCUUUUAGCCUAAGAUAUUGUGGUUAUUUGUAAAAUCUUACUUUUCUUAUAUUUUAUACUCUCCAGUGUAUUAAAUAUACCUAACAAUUUUCUCAUUCUGUAAUCUUGAUGAUGUCACAUGGGGUACAAAAGGCUUGCAAAAUUCAACACAAAAUUAAACAUUUUUAACUGACAAAGUUAGGUAUGUGAAGUAUUGGGUGUUUCUGAAUUCUUCUUUAAUAAUAGCAUUCCUUUGUGCUAGCUUAAUACCAUUAGAUAAAACUCCAUAUGUGAUUAUUGGAAUAGGUAUAUAUGAUUCUCUUUACAAUUCAGUUAGAAUUAUAGGUAAAUUAUAUAAUAUAAUUUAUUAAGUAUGA
Molecule: messenger RNA, 2799 nt
Organism: Tetrahymena thermophila SB210
Lineage: Eukaryota; Ciliophora; Oligohymenophorea; Hymenostomatida; Tetrahymenidae
Product: chitin synthase
Exons: 9
Cellular component (GO): cell septum; cell periphery
Molecular function (GO): chitin synthase activity
Source: RefSeq, a predicted model, not a curated record